AUGUUUUUUGUAUUUCAAACCUUGUUCUGUGUUGUGAGAAGACUGUCUACAAUGGUGUCUCGUUUUAUCUCGAAAUCCUCACAUCUUCGAUUAUUGUCUCAACUUUCCCACAGAACCCAAUUCCUCUUAAACCCUAAAGCCUCCUUUCCAUAUUUCUUCUCCACUGGUAACAGCAAAGAUUCAACUUCUGAUUUCGAGAAACUCUCUUCUCAAACUGACCAAUCAGAGUUCAUAAGAAAGCAGGUUCUUGAUGAAGGAUACAAACCUUGGAGUUUUGAUGUUGUUGGAGAAACUGAGAUGUUGGGUUUUGAAGAGGAGAAAAAGAUUCUUCAAUUGGAACACAAAGCUCUUUUUAAAGGUUCUUGUACCGAUGAUGAAUUGACAAUCAAAAAGAAUAAACUUAGUAAUCCCUCAGUAAUUUUGGAAGUAAUUGAGACUAUCAAGGGCGGUGGGGAGGAUUUGAGGCACAAGUUAAUUUUGGCGGCUUCAAAACUAUCACUCAACUCUGUUAUUGAGAUUUUUGACCUUUUGAAUGAACAAAGAAUAUCUGGAUUGAAGUUCUUUAAUUGGCUUCGGGACUCGCAUCCUGAAUUUUAUCGCAGUGCUUAUGUCAAUAGUCUGAUUAUAUGUAAUUGUGGAUGGUUAGAUGACUAUAAAACAAUGAUCUCUUUGUUGGAGGAGUUUAAGGCUGAAAAAACUUGUUUAACUGACAAGGCUUUUGGGUUCUUAACUGUAGUUGGAUCGAGUAAGGAUUCAUUGAUAAAUUCGACCAAAAAAGUGGUUGAUAUGCUGAAUGAUGUUGGAGGAUCCUGUCGUGGUUCUGGUGUCUAUGGAUUAAUCGAGAUGUUCUGUUGCUUGGACUUGUUCGAUAUGGCAGCAUUUGUAAUAGAGAUCACUGAAAGAACAGCUUCGCACUACAAUAUUUUGAUCCGUAAAAGGUGUCAAGCAGGCCAAAUCGAAGAAGCACGAGCUAUUAUCAAAGAGAUGUCUGAAUUUGGUUGUUCUCCUAACACCAAGUCAUAUAACUACCUGCUUGGCUCAUUGUGUAAGAACGAUAAGAUGGAGUAUGUGAAUACUCUGCUCGAAGAAAUGAGAAAUAAGGGUCUUAAUGCAGAUGCAAUUACUUUUGAAACUUUAGUAUAUCAUUCAUCUAGUCGCGGUCAAGUUGACUUUGCUUCUAAAUUUUUGAAUUUGAUGGUAAAUAUGAAUGUGGAACCUCGUUCUACUACUCAUGCUGCAUUUCUUAAAGUGUUGCUUGAAGCAGGAGAGCGUGAGAAAGCAAAUAAGUAUGUGAUUGACAUGAGUGCCAAGUAUAACCACUCUGUCAAUACACUAUACAGCUUGCUUGUAAGACUUCAUCGGAAGAAAGGAGACAUUAUGACUGCUCAAAACAUUCUCAAUGAAAUGAUUGACAAGGGUCUCAAGCCGGACUUUGGAAUUUUCAUUGAAAUUGUAAAGCAGCUCCAGAAGACUGGCAGGAAAACUUUAGCUCGAGAUCUUAGGACGAAAUACUCUGGUUUCUAUUGUAGUACAAAAGCUAACAAUUCUUUAUCCAAUCCUUUUGUCCCAUGCCAUGGUUGAAUGUAUCUCUCUAGCUGGUUUGUCUGUGGAAGAAAGCUUGGGAGUGUGCAUUAUUUGCUUUUUGCCGAAAAGUUGAUUUGCUAUUCAUGAACUAUGAUUUGCUCAUUUUGUAAGGUUGUAUAAGAGUUGUGAAAAUUUUAAUAGUUUCACAAAUUGUGGGGUUUUAAUGUUUUAUGAGAAAAAAUACAACUUAAAAAAUCUAAAUUUCACGUUCAAAUAAAACUUCAACUUCAAAUCAACCUAAUAUUAAAACAAUGAUUCCUUUUUUUCACUAACCAAUUUGAAAUUGAUUUUCAUGUUCUAAAUAUAAUUUCGAUUUCAAAAUAUUUUUGUUCAAUUUAGUUUCAAAUACUAUUUUCUUCCUCAAUAAGUAUUUUAUGCAUAGGUUUAUCGGAAACAACCUCAUACCCCAUAAAGAGAGGGUAAGGUCUGCGUACACCUCACUCUCUUCAAAUUUCACUUGUGAAAUUAUGCAGGGUAUGUUAUUGUUGUUGGAGAAUCUAAUACGUCUAGAGGUCUGUCCUUGAACUCAUUAACUGAGACUUGACUACACCACCACGCUUUUUUCUUUAAAUUCAUCUCCUCCUACCAUACUUUUUACUCUUUAAAAAAUUGUCUUUUUCUAUCUUACCCCCAUUAAUCCUCCGCUGCACAAAAGAGGUAAAAUCAGAGAUCAACCGGAUACACUUGUGCAAUGCAUAUUCACUUUAUACAUACAGAUUCUUUUUUAAUAAGAACUUGUUUAAUAAAUUUAGGCAUGGGCGUAUCAUGGGGAAGAAGGGAUUGAUCCGAACUCCUUUGCCGUAAUAUUGCACUAUAUAUAUAAUGUCAAAAAUAUUUAUAUCUAUAUAUUAUAUAGGUUAGAGUUGUCUUUUGACUUUUUCGUACAUUUAUUUUUUUAUAUUUUCAAUCAUUGAUUUUGGUAGGUCCAUGGCUACUGCAUCUUUCAUUUUUAUUUCUCCUUCAACUAAACAUAAUUUACACUAGUCUUAAGUCUUAUGUUAUUGGUAUGCAUUGCUUUUGGAUUCUGUUUCUUCUCAAUGAUUAUGAGCAAAUGUGUUUUUAACUUUCUUUUUCUACAUCCGUUUCAGUUUCACAUUACUCUUGUUUUCACUACUGGGUUGAGCAAAUCUUGGGCGAAAGAUUUACGUACUGCAGCUGUGGUUGCUGGGAGUCCAGGAAGCCAUGGUUAAUUGAAAAAAAAUAGAGGUUGCACCUCCUUAGAAAAUGAUGUUUCACCUGAAGAUUAUGUUUGGCUUCCUGUGUCGCACUCAAUAUUUACUUCUGAAAAAGCAAAGCAGCUCUCUUUGGGCAAAGUGUCUAAUAAUCGCUUUCAAGUUGCAACCAAAAAAAUGUCAGAGAGGCUUUGCGAGUUGGAGCUCUUAGAAAGUUGGGAAGUCCAUCAAAAAGAUCUGGUCUUUGGUUACUGCUUGUAUUUUGUGGUGCUUGUAGACAGAAAGGAACCAAAGAUGUUUUGAUGGCAUUCCAAUUGCCAUCCCUACUCUUAAGGCUAGAUGUUUGGUUAACCUCUUUAGUUGGAUCAACCUCAUCCCUGUAAUUAGUAUCGACUCUUUUUUGGAAUUCAUCAGCUCCAUUCCAUAGGUCUAUAUGAUAGUCUCUUUUGUCUUUUGUGGGCUGAUAA
Messenger RNA from Lycium barbarum (goji berry), 3223 nucleotides. RefSeq names its product pentatricopeptide repeat-containing protein At3g60050-like. The record is from RefSeq and is a predicted model, not a curated record. Gene Ontology annotation, molecular function: protein binding. The transcript has 3 exons. The coding region runs from base 1 to 1581 and encodes 526 amino acids. Lineage: Eukaryota; Viridiplantae; Streptophyta; Magnoliopsida; Solanales; Solanaceae.